AACUAGCCGUUCCCAUUUCCCAGCUGUCCAAACAACCCCUUAUUCUAGAGAGAGAAACUCAGACCUCAAAAAGAGAGAAAAAUCAACCAAAUUCAACUCAACUCUCAAACCAGCUGCCUACAUUAUUAUUUUUUCUAGAAAGAGAAACAAAAAUGGCCGACAGUAGAAAACUGAUACUCAUAAUAGCCGUUGGAUUACUCCUAGCUCUAAUCUCAUCCGUCGAUGCUGGGGUUGAUCUUGAUCCGACAAUGAUGGGGCUAUUCGGAGCCGGAUCUGGGUGCAAGGGUUCUAUUGGGGAGUGUUUGGGUGGCGGAGAAGAUGAGUUCGAGAUGGAUUCAGAAAUCAACAGGCGUAUAUUAGCAACAAACAACUACAUCAGCUAUGCUGCGCUGAACAGGAAUAGAGUACCAUGUUCAAGACGUGGGGCCAGUUACUAUAACUGCCGUCCAGGUGCCCAGGCUAACCCUUACUCUCGUGGUUGCAGCGCCAUCACUCGUUGUGCCAGACGCUAAACAUUCAAAAUUAAGUAAAAAUAUUUAUUAUUUUUAAUUUUCAUUUUCCUACCCCCAUUUCUUUAAUUUUCUCAACAAAAAAAAUGGAAAAAUUGUAAUUUUUAUUUUUAUUCUAUGAUUUGGGGUUUGUUUGGUAUACAUGGAUAAAAAAAAUCAAGAGAAAUUUUAAGA
This is a messenger RNA of Spinacia oleracea (spinach), 683 nucleotides long. RefSeq names its product protein RALF-like 33. Lineage: Eukaryota; Viridiplantae; Streptophyta; Magnoliopsida; Caryophyllales; Amaranthaceae. Bases 153 to 512 code for a protein of 119 amino acids. The transcript has a single exon. Gene Ontology annotation, cellular component: plasmodesma. Gene Ontology annotation, biological process: calcium-mediated signaling. The record is from RefSeq and is a predicted model, not a curated record.